CGCAGUCUUCAUCCACAUGGCGGGACCGUAAAGUUUAGCGAUGGAAGUUUUGCGGAAGAGCUUUCAUGAAUCGCUCACACUUGUCUCUGAAGCAAUCAAUUCAGCAUCAUUCCUUGCAAUUGACGCCGAAUUUUCGGGACUAAAGGUGAAGUGGGGAGUUGAAAAUUCAUUUGAUACUCCACAGGAGCGCUAUUCAAAACUGAAGGAAGGAUCCAAAGACUUCAUCAUCAUUCAGUUCGGUUUAUGUACCUUUGAAUGGGACAACGAGCUAGAGCUGUAUAUUGCAAAGCCUUUUAAUUUUUACAUCUUUCCUAAGGUGUGGAAUCGACAGUGUCCUGAUGUCCGUUUUCUAUGUCAAAGUUCUAGUAUCGAUUUCUUGACAGAACACAACUUCGACUUCAACAAACUUUUUUAUGAAGGAAUCUCCUAUUUACGGCCUCAUGACGAGCAGAAAUUGAGAGAUCAUUUUAUAGCGAGGAACACACAAGACUCGUUUACGUCGACUUCUCUUACCUCCCCUGAUUCCACUUCUAAAACUAGCGGGGGAUCCUCACAGAAGGCGCUAAUUAUGAAAGUCCCACCGGAACACCGUGAAUUUGUAGAGAAAGCAUGUGACAGUAUACAAGAAAUGCUCACAGAUCCGGAGGGGAAGGUCACUCGGGUGCCACCAUGUAACGGUUACCUAAGAAAGCUGAUCUACCAAACUGCCAAACAGAGGUUUAAGGCUGGGAUUCACAUGGAAGCUGCAAUGAACGAGAAGAAAGAACGGUUUAUUGUAGUAACUAAAGUCAAUGAAGACGAAAAAAAGAAACUUGAAGAUGAAAAACAGGCCAAAGAAGACCAACUGAUUGAAAAUGCUGUGGGAUUCUCACAAGUUGUAAAAAUGAUAUCCCAGUCUGGCAAAGUUAUGGUGGGCCACAAUAUGUUUCUUGAUUUGAUUCACACAGUUGACCAGUUUUUAUGCCCACUUCCAGAAUACCUUGAAGAUUUCAAAGCAACCAUAAGUGCAGUAUUCCCAAAGCUUAUUGACACAAAAGUCAUGGCAAACACUCAACCUUUCAGAGAUCUCAUUCCAUCAUCAGUACUGGCAGAUCUUGUGAAGCAUGUCUCACAGAAACCAUUCGAAAAGGCUGCAGCGAAAUUUGAUGAAAAGUUUUCUUGCUAUGUUGAAAGUGAUGAGAAACCUCAUGAAGCUGCCUAUGAUGCUUAAAUCACAGGGCUUUCAUUUAUUUCUAUGGCCAACUAUCUUGGUUCUUUUCAAGAACCUCCAAAGGUCAAUGUCUCACCAGAUUCCUUCUUGGUUGCUCCAUUUUUAAACAAAAUAUUUGUUAUGAGAAUGGAGGAUAUUCCUUAUCUCAACUUAGCUGGGCCUGACUUGAGUCCAUCCCGUGAUCAUGUGUUUUAUUUGACUUUUCCAAGUGACUGGAAACAAGGAGACAUUCUUGAUUUGUUCAGUAAUUUUGGAUUUGUCUAUAUCUCAUGGAUCAAUAGCACCUCUGCCUUUGUCUCACUUGCUAGGAGGGAGAAUGCCAACCAAGUUCUUAAUAAACUGGAUUAUGAAGGGGAGUGUUAUACAAUAGUUUCUUAUGCUGAGCAUACAAAGCAGUUUGAGGGUAGUUAUGAAGAAAGUGUCGAAUACACGAGACAAACUCCUCUAAAGAGACCUAGACAAAUGGAAAUGAGUGCAUGCAAAACUUCAUCACCUCUGGAAGUACAGGCAAAUAAAAGCAAGGACAACACAAGCAGUGAGCUUGAAGAUGGAGAGAUAGUGGAUGAUGAAGAAUCUCCAGAGCCUGCUAAAAAGAAAAUGAAGAAGGAAGACAGGGCAUUUGAAGAACCAGAGGAGUGGUAAUACCACAAAGGAACAAUUCCAGAUUUUUACACAUUGACUGUAAUUAUUAGCUUUGCAAACUAGUCACUUUGUAACUUUAGAGUUCUUUUUGUAUGACUCAUAAAUGUGUGUCACUGCAACAUUUUAAGUCUUGGUGAUAGAAAUGUAAAUAGUAGUUGGAAUAAUGAUUCAUAUUCAUUGAAACUCUCUAAAUAGCAAGUUCUAUUCAGUAUCUUUUCAACACAUCUAAUAUGAUUAGCAGUGAUUUUUCCAUUACAAAAAUAAUCUUCCUAGAAAUGAAGAUGAUACAACAUGCUUUACUUUAAAUGCACCGCUGAACUAAGAACAAAUGAUUUGAAAUGUGGGAGUAGAAUUAAAAAGAGAUUUUAAAUCAAAUAUGGUUGUUCUGGUCAACUUAGUAACCCUUUUUGGUAUUGGAUCAACUGAUAAUCUCCUAAUAGUGAUAUUUAUCUUUAUUCCCAUCACUUGUCUGUUCGAUAUUCAACAGAGAAAUUUUGUCUUGGCCACUCAUGGGAGUUCAAGGAAAAAUGAUAUCCAUACUUACGGUGUAAUUGUUUUUAGUGUUAACUUACAGUUAACUGGCUUUCUCAGGGAUGAACUGUUUGAUUUGAACUCUUUGAGCACAAGUAGAUUGUAAUCACACAGACUAACAGUUCAACAUCCAUUAAAUAUUAAAUAGUAA
Stylophora pistillata is the source of this 2534-nucleotide messenger RNA. RefSeq names its product poly(A)-specific ribonuclease PARN-like. Gene Ontology annotation, biological process: nuclear-transcribed mRNA poly(A) tail shortening; priRNA 3'-end processing; siRNA 3'-end processing. Gene Ontology annotation, molecular function: RNA binding; poly(A)-specific ribonuclease activity; metal ion binding. Lineage: Eukaryota; Metazoa; Cnidaria; Anthozoa; Scleractinia; Pocilloporidae. The record is from RefSeq and is a predicted model, not a curated record. Gene Ontology annotation, cellular component: nucleus; cytoplasm.